AUUAAACGAAUUAAAAUUACCAGCCCUUGAGUGUUUCUAUAGUAAUUUAAGAAAAUCUGGUAUAGAACAAUGUGAAUAUGAUCAUGCUAUAAAAGUAUGGGAUACAUUUAAAAUUCAAAAUCUUUGUGAAUAUAUGGAAUUAUAUUUAAAAACAGAUGUAUUGCUUUUAGCUGAUGUAUUUGAAAAUUUUCGUAAGGUUUGUUUAAAAACAUAUAAUUUGGAAUGUUUAAAGUAUUAUACAGCCCCAGGUUUAGCCUACGACAGUUGUUUAAAAGUAUCUGGAAUUACUUUAGAGUUAUUAACAGAUAUUGAUAAAUUAAUGUUUAUAGAAAGAGGUAUUAGAGGUGGAAUAUCACAAUGUAGUAACCGAUAUGGGAAAGCAAAUAACAUCUUUAUGGGAAAUGAGUAUAACCCUACCCUACAAUCAUCAUACCUUAUGUAUUUUGAUGUAAAUAACUUAUAUGGUACAGCCAUGAGUCAAUUCUUACCUUUUGGCGAUUUUCAGUGGGUAGAAAGUAUUGAUUUUUAUUCUGAAAAUAUAUUGAACACCCCUAAUGAUUCUAAUAUCGGUUAUAUACUUGAGGUUGAUUUAGAUUAUCCCACAAAAUUACAUAAUCUUCACAAAGAUUUACCUCUAUGUCCAGAGCGUAUGGUAUCACCUAUAAAAUCAUCAAAACAAAUGAAACUCUUAACCACACUAUUUAAUAAGAAAAACUACAUUAUUCAUUAUACAAAUUUAAAACAAGCAGUAAGUUUAGGUUUAGAAAUAAGUAAAGUUCAUAAAAUUUUAAAAUUUAAUCAAUCUCCUUGGUUAAAAAGUUACAUCGAUUUAAAUACACAAUUAAGAAAACAGAGUAAAAAUGAUUUUGAGAAAAAUUUUUAUAAGUUAAUGAAUAAUGCAGUUUUUGGUAAAACUAUGGAAAAUGUAAGGAAAUAUAAAGAUGUUAAAUUAGUUACACAAUGGGAAGGUAGAUAUGGUGCAAAAUCUUACAUUUCCAAACCAAAUUUCCAUAAUCUUGCCAUAUUCAAUGACAGUAUGGUUAUUAUAGAAAUGAAAAGGAUAAACAUUAAAUUUAACAAACCAAUUUAUGUAGGAUUCAGUAUUUUAGACAUUUCAAAAACCAUAGUUUAUGAUUUUCAUUACAACUACAUUAAACCUAAAUUUAAUAACAAUGCUAAAUUAUUAUAUUCCGAUACAGAUUCCUUAAUAUACCACUUUUUUGUUGAUAAUAUAUAUGAACAUAUUAGAGAGGAUAUAAAUAAAUUUGAUACCUCUGACUAUCCAGAAAACAAUCAAUUUAAUAUUCCUUUAGUAAAUAAAAAAGUAUUAGGUUUGAUGAAGGAUGAAAAUAAUGGAAACAUAAUGGUUGAAUUUAUUGGUUUGAAAUCUAAAAUGUAUACAUUUAAAACGUUACAAAACAAUGCAAAUAAAAUUGUUAAAAAGGAUAAGGGAAUAACAAGUGCAUCACUAAAAACAAUUACUUUUGAGAAUUAUUAUGAAUGUCUAUUUAAUAAUAGCAGUAUGUCUGUCAAAGAAACAUUAAUUCGGAGUAAAAAACAUGAGGUGUAUACAAUAGACCAGAAAAAAAUUGCUCUAACUCCAUACGACGAUAAAAGAAUUGUAAAUUAUAUUACAACAGAUACACUUCCCUGGGGUUAUAUAAAUUGUUAGAUUAAUCCACUUACUUUAUUUAUUUUUUUCUUUUAUUUAACCCCUUAUGUUGAAAUUGAAACUAGAAAAACAAACAGUUCUAAAAUAUGUUAGAACAACACCUGCAGCAUAUGCUCCAGUUAAGGGUUCAGCUAGAUCAGCUGGAUUCGAUUUAAAAAGUAUAGAUGACUGUAUAAUACCAGCAAGAGACAGAAAUAUAGUAAAUACAGGUUUAAAAAUUCAAGUACCUAAAGGGUGUUAUGGUCGAAUUGCACCCAGAUCUGGACUGGCUAUAAACAAUUUCAUCGAUGUUGGAGGUA
This is a messenger RNA of Sitophilus oryzae (rice weevil), 1971 nucleotides long. RefSeq lists its product as uncharacterized. The transcript has a single exon. NCBI's taxonomy places the organism in Eukaryota, Metazoa, Arthropoda, Insecta, Coleoptera, Curculionidae. The coding region runs from base 134 to 1672 and encodes 512 amino acids. The record is from RefSeq and is a predicted model, not a curated record.